AUGAAGAGAUCACUCCUAUCCUUGGCAGCCGGCAUUACCGCCGCCGCGGCGGCGCAAACUUCAUACCUGGCCUGGGCAACGGACUCCUUCCUCAGGCGCGGCGUCACCCAGGAUUUCCACUACACGACGGCAACGUUGUACUUGGGAUACGAGGCUGCGUACAGCUUGACCAAGAAUGAGACUCUCUAUUCGUGGUAUCAGAGCCAGAUUGACGGAAUCCUCAAUGAUGACGGCACGAUCAAGAAGUGGAACUAUUCGUUUCACAGCCUUGACGAAUACCAAUCACCAAGAGUGCUAGGCUCCUUUGUCCACGAAGCAUACCCUGGGGAUCUGGCGGCUGACUGGUGUCUCAAGCGCAUUGCCAACAACUUCAUCUACUGGUACGAAGAGACUGGCGAUGAGAAGUACAAGAAUGCCGCAGAUAUCGUUCGAAACCAGAUGAACAACCACCCACGCACUCCAUCCGGAGGCUUCUGGCACCGCGAGCCCACUUACCCCAACCAGAUGUGGUUGGACGGUAUCUUCAUGGCUGAUAGCUUCUACGCGAAGUGGACAAGCCUAUAUGACGCCGAUAACACCACUGCAUGGGACGACAUUCUUCUGCAGUUCGAUAACAUUGAAGCUCAUUGCCGCAAUGCCACCAGCGGACUACUGGUGCACGGCUAUGACGAAAGCAAGAAAGCGGUCUGGGCAGACCCAGUGACCGGGGGAGCUCCUUUGGUUUGGAAUCGCGCCGUGGGCUGGUACUUCAUCUCCCUUCUCGAGGUCCUUCCCAUCUGGCCCCAAUCGCACGCAGGAUACGCCAAGCUCCUCAACUACUUCACGACACUUGCCGCAGCUCUGAAAACUACACAAGAUGAGUCAGGCGGUUGGUGGCUGAUCAUGAACGAGCCUUACCCCGGAGCCGAAGGGAAUUACAUUGAGAGCAGCGCAUCGGCAAUGUUCACACUCGGCUGGCUGAAGGGUAUUAGACUUGGAUAUAUCAGCAGUGAUGAAUAUCUCGAGGUCGCGAAGAAGGGCUAUGCGCUUCUGACCGAAGACUUUGUGAUUCCCAACGCGAACGGAACCAUGAGCUGGGAUGGUACGGUCGUAGUUGGUUCCCUCAGCAGCAACGGAUCAUACGAGUACUACAUCAACGUGCCGAUUGCGAUGAAUGACUACAAGGGUGCUGGGCCUUUCAUGUUGGCUGCGUAUGAGAUGGAAAGCUGGGCCUCAAGUGCAUAA
Messenger RNA from Neoarthrinium moseri, 1224 nucleotides. RefSeq lists its product as uncharacterized. Lineage: Eukaryota; Fungi; Ascomycota; Sordariomycetes; Amphisphaeriales; Apiosporaceae. Bases 1 to 1224 code for a protein of 407 amino acids. Gene Ontology annotation, biological process: carbohydrate metabolic process. The transcript has 4 exons. The record is from RefSeq and is a predicted model, not a curated record.